Messenger RNA from Propithecus coquereli (Coquerel's sifaka), 5127 nucleotides. RefSeq names its product CREB regulated transcription coactivator 3 (gene CRTC3). Lineage: Eukaryota; Metazoa; Chordata; Mammalia; Primates; Indriidae. Gene Ontology annotation, molecular function: cAMP response element binding protein binding. The coding region runs from base 48 to 1907 and encodes 619 amino acids. Gene Ontology annotation, biological process: positive regulation of transcription by RNA polymerase II; protein homotetramerization. The record is from RefSeq and is a predicted model, not a curated record. Gene Ontology annotation, cellular component: nucleus; cytoplasm. The transcript has 15 exons.
GGCCCCGCGCCUGCCGCCUGCCGCUUCUGCGAGCUCGAGCCCGCGCCAUGGCCGCCUCGCCGGGCUCCGGCAGCGCCAACCCGCGGAAGUUCAGUGAGAAGAUCGCGCUGCACACGCAGCGGCAGGCCGAGGAGACGCGGGCCUUCGAGCAGCUCAUGACCGACCUCACCCUGUCGCGGGUUCAAUUUCAGAAGCUUCAGCAACUGCGCCUGACACAGUACCAUGGAGGGUCCUUACCAAAUGUGAGCCAGCUGCGGAGCAGUGCAUCGGAGUUUCAGCCGUCAUUUCAUCAAGCUGAUAAUGUCCGGGGAACCCGCCACCACGGGCUGGUGGAGAGGCCAGCCCGGAACCGCUUCCACCCCCUCCACCGAAGGUCUGGGGACAAGCCAGGACGACAAUUUGAUGGUAGUACUUUUGGAGCCAAUUACUCCUCGCAGGCCCUGGAUGAGAGUUGGCCGAGGCAGCAGCCUCCUUGGAAAGAAGAGAAGCACCCUGGGUUCCGGCUGACAUCUGCACUUAACAGGACCAAUUCCGAUUCUGCUCUUCACACGAGUGCUCUGAGCACCAAGCCCCAGGACCCCUAUGGAGGAGGGGGCCAGUCAGCCUGGCCUGCCCCAUACAUGGGUUUCUGUGACGGUGAGAAUGAUGGACACGGGGAAGUAGUGUCUUUCCCUGGCCCGUUGAAAGAAGAGAAUCUGUUAAAUGUUCCAAAGCCACUGCCAAAACAACUGUGGGAGACCAAGGAGAUUCAGUCCCUGUCGGGGCGCCCUCGAUCCUGUGAUGUCGGAGGUGGCAAUGCUUUUCCACACAAUGGUCAAAACAUAGGCCUCUCACCCUUUUUGGGGACCCUGAACACUGGAGGGUCAUUGCCAGAUCUAACCAACCUCCACUACUCGGCACCCCUGCCAGCCUCCCUGGACACCAAUGACCACAUCUUUGGUAGCAUGAGCGUGGGGAACAGCGUGCGCAACCUCCCAGCUGCUAUGACUCACCUGGGGAUAAGAAGCUCCUCUGGUCUCCAGAGUUCUCGGAGUAACCCCUCCAUCCAGGCCACGCUCAAUAAAACAGCGCUGUCCUCGUCCCUAAACAGCCACCCGCAGACGUCUGUUGCCAGCGCGUCUGCCCUGCACCCCGCGCUCCGUCUGUUUUCCCUGAGCAACCCCUCUCUGUCCACCGCCAGCCUGAGUGGCGCCCCUCGGCGCAGGCAGCCUCCCGUCAGCCCCCUCACGCUCUCCCCUGGCCCCGAGGCUCAGCAGGGCCUGGGCAGACAGCUCUCUUCAACCAGCCCGCUGAACGCCUAUCCUGCCUCCCAGAUGGUGUCCUCCGAUCUAAGCCGGCUGUCUUUCCUGCCCACGGAGGCUCAAGCCCAGGUGUCCCCGCCGCCCCCUUACCCCGCGCCCCCGGAGCUCCCCCAGCCUCUCCUCCAGCAGCCCCACGCCCAGGAGGCCCCUGCGCAGCAGCCGCAGGCGGCCUCGGCACUGCCCCGGCCAGACUUCCAGCUUCUCCCGUCCCAGGGCUCGUCUUUGACCAACUUCUUCCUGGAUGUGGGCUUUGACCAGCAGUCCGUGAGGCCAGGCCCAGCCUUUCCUCAACAGGUGCCCCUGGAGCAACAAGGUCACCGAGAACUGCAGGACUCGUUUCAUUUGAGACCAAACCUGUAUUCCAACUGUGGGAAUUUCCCAAACGCCCUCCUGCCAGAAGACUCGAGCACCAGCCUGUUCAAAGACCUCAGCAGCGCGCUGGCCGGCAUGCCGGAGGCCAGCCUGAGCGUGGACACCGCGUUCCCGCUGGAGGAGGAGCUCCAGAUUGAACCCCUGAGCCUGGACGGGCUCAACAUGUUAAGUGACUCCAGCAUGGGCCUGCUCGACCCCUCUGUUGAAGAGACAUUUCGGGCUGACCGACUGUGAACAGAAUGUGACCGAGCCGGAGACUUGUUUUCUGAAACAGCCGAAAUAGAAUGGAAUAGAAUGGAGCCGGCUCACAGCCCUGGGCUUCAGUUAUCUUGACAUGGAAGGAACCGGUUCCACAGCCCCAACCUUUCAGAUGAGGUCCCAUCUCAGACGCUGUGGCUUUUUCUAGACCACAGAGCUACGUGCUGCCCCUCGGGCCCGUGGCGGAAGGAGCGUCGCUGCGUCAGGCUGCUGGGGAGCUGCCGAUGCCAUCUCCGUGCCAUUGCCCCUUUUUAUCGGCCGUCCAGUCGGCCAGCGUGUAAAAAUAGAAAACGUCCUGUAAGCGGAGGCCUCGGUAGCGCUGGGUGGCGCGCAGAGCCACUGAUCCCGCGGGCACGGCCUGCGUGGGGGGCUCGCGUCCGGCACCGACCCCCAGGCCUCCUCCGGCCUGACGGCCAGGGCGGGCCAGCUGGGGACGUCCCAGGGCCGAGUGGCGAGCCCGAGCCUGGCUCUCUCGGGUGCCUCGAUUAUCACAUGAAGAAGUUUUACCACAAGUCGGAGGGCAGGCUCGAGUGAGGCCACCGGAAUGCUAAUUUGUCUCCCGGUUUGUAAUCUUGUUUCUGCUGCUUCACUGCGCCUUUUCCUUGCGGACGGGAGGAAAAGGAAGCCCGUCUUACCCAGUCACUGAAAAAGGUUCCCUGGCAACGGAUGGGCCCGAAGAGAACGGUGCUCCUUCUUGGUAGCUGGGGCGGAAAGCGGGGUUGGGCCGGGGGCGCUGCAGGGAUCCCGGGGCACACGACAUCUUCCAGACAAGCUCCGGGCGAGGACAAGGACCGGCCUCCCUCCCUAGGACCGGCGGAGGGAGCCGCAGGCGGCCCUGAGCAGACCCGGCAGCGAGCUUCCCUGUCCCUCCCCAGAGCUGCUUCUCUGUGGACCAGGAGUGUAAUGUCACCCCAUUAGACUGUAAGCUCCUUGAGCAGGGACAGUGCCUUAUUCAUUGUCGAACCCCUGGUACCUAACAAGUGCCUGGCAGCGCGCGCUCGUGUGCCAGAGCACGUGCUGCGUGACUGCGUGUUGAAUGCGUGAAUGAGUGAAUGAAUGAAUGCUCUGCCUUGCUGUAGGGCAGUCUGGUCUGCAGCUGUCCCCAUUCCCUGCCAGAUCUUCUCAGAGCGUUAGCUUUUCUAACACUCGUGCCUGUGGUUAAGCCCGUACUUUAAUGUGCUUUUGACAUUGGUGACCAAACCGCGACUCCGCUGGGCACCCGUCUCCGCGGGGUUGCGCUCCACAGCAAGUCGGUGGACGCCGUGGUCUGAGCGUGCCCAGAAUGGCCGUGCCAACUGAGGCCCCCAGUGCUGGGGCCGGAGGGACCCUGGCCAGGCCCCCACCUCGAAAGAUCUUCCCUUUCAGAUCCAUGUUUUACUCCAACUUGCUUUCCGUAGAGAUUCAUUCUUUCAGGCUGAAGAAAUAGUUUACAGUAAAACGAAGCCCUAAUUCAUGGAGCCACCAUUAGCCAUUCAUCCCUUGUCAUGAAACAGUCUGACCACAUUUCCUCCACCGUCUGCCUCCCGGCCCUGGGCUGGGCCUGAACAAGAAACCUGCCAGUCGGUUCGAAGGGGGCAGAACGCGAGGGGGGCUCUAGGCGAUGAGAAGGCGGAGUGGGGGUGGCGAGGGGAAGCCUGACGGAGAGACGAAAAAUGCCAGAAACUUUGCUUGGACAGCCACUGCCCUCUCGGGAUCCUAGGGGUGUCGCUGAGCGUCGCUGGGCUGCCCCCGCCCACAGAGGCAGGUCUGCACGAUGAAGGUCUGAACCUGACACGUCUGUCCCUACGGCAGGAAGAGUCUUUGUCCCCAGAUCAGGGCUGGUUAGCCUUUCCAGACCUCGUCCCACUUCGCUGCUGCCCGCAGAGGCCUUAUUUCUGACCUUCGGGUCACCCCCGUGGCGCGUCACUCCCCCUUCCUCUGGACGCCGAGUGUUCGUGUUUCACAUUUGCCCCGAAUCUUCAGUGCUGAAUUGCGAAAUCAAACGCCCGUCCUCCUUGCCUGGUUUCUGGCUCAGGAAGGGGCUUCUGGCCUCCCUUUGCAGCCUCGUUCCCAGUUAAACGUUCAGAUCCCUUUGUGUUUGCUGUCUCGGAGGGGGGCGACUUUCUGUUUAAGUGAAAGGGCCUUUAGCUGCGACGCCACCCGGCACCCCGUGUGCUGAAAGAAGCCAGCUCUGUGUCAAAGGCCCCGAAGUCUGAUCUCGCCCCUCAGCAGGGAGUGGUGCUGAUGUUGCAAGAGUUUUCAUUUUUGAAAAAGAGGUUGCAGCAUUAUCCAUGCCUCCCAUAGUGCCUUACCCAAGGGGACCAUCGUGUCGGGGUCCCAGUUCGCUUUGUCUGCAUAGCAUCCCUGCCUGACGACAGGAGACCCCAAGGCCUACACCAGGCAUUGCCGCCCCCGGGGCAUUCUCUGGGGCACUCGUGGAAAUGGAGGCUUCCAGGGGAAGCGAUUUGUUGGGGAAGUAUAGUGAUGACAAUGUGCUUUAGCACUGAAUUAAAUUUGUCCUUAGGUCCUUCCGUCCAGUCUUUUCUUGUGAAAAGGUUUUGGACAUUAUACAACCCACCUUGCCUAGGUGGUAUCGGGGACACACCAAGGACAGUGUGGCCCCAACCCUGCACUCACUGCUGCCUUCGUAACAAACCUGCCAUGGCCCUCUGCGUGUGAAGGGGCCACGCGCUUCAGAAUAAACUAUUUUUCAAUACUUAGUUUUGUCACAAGGAACGGAUCGUUGUACUGCCGCCAUUUACUAGCAGUUCCACAGCAUAGAGCUGAAAGCCUGUCUGUGUUUCCACCUUUUCCCUCCGUGUGGUUGUGGUUUUUAACACAGGGUGUUAGGAGAAAAUUUUCUUGAUCGUGUCAAGGUGAACAUGAAUUCUCCUUCGCCCUGUUGCAUUUCUCCUGAGUCUGCCGUGUAUCACCUGAGCUGAGACGUUGUGUGUUCCAGUCUGUCCGCGCAUUUGAAGACAAUCCCGUCUGACUCUCGUUGCUCUUCUGACCCAUGCACGGAUGGUUCCGAGCGCGUUUCCACUGCUUCGUGGAUGGGACCGUCGCAGCAGCUAAUCAGACUUCCUGCCAGUGUCCUAACUCCCAGGGCCGCCUGUUAAACAAUAUUUAAGGAUUGGAAUUUGUAUAAAGUAGCCUCCAGGUUUUAUAAUGCAUCAUUUUACAACUUUGAUAAUUAAAAGCAGCACAGUACGGUUGU